This is a messenger RNA of Postia placenta MAD-698-R-SB12, 387 nucleotides long. RefSeq lists its product as hypothetical. Lineage: Eukaryota; Fungi; Basidiomycota; Agaricomycetes; Polyporales; Adustoporiaceae. The record is from RefSeq and is a predicted model, not a curated record. The transcript has 4 exons. Bases 1 to 387 code for a protein of 128 amino acids.
AUGGUCCGCUUCUUCACCUUCGUCAGUCUCGUUGGAAUGUUCGGGUACGGGUGUGCCCUUCCGAGCUUCGCAGUGGCAAACAAGCGUCAGAUUUACCAGCACGAAGGAACCGCCUCGCACUAUGUCCCUAAUGGAGUGGGCGCAUGUGGUGUUGAGAUCCCGCCUGGCGACUUUGCUAUUGCCCUCUCACCUGCCGAUCUGUCUGAUUACGGAUGUUUUAAUAACGUCACUAUUGUCAACACGAAUGCCGGCAUCACUCAAUAUGCAUUGGUCCUUGACGAGUGCGCCUCCUGUACUGAAGGCAAUAUAGAAGUCACAGAUGCACUUUAUUUGGCUUUGGGUGGUUCCCUCGACUUGGCGUGGGUAGACGUCACCUGGUAUGGUUAA